ACGUUCAAGUUCUUGAAAAUAAUAUUGCCGCCUGGCGCGUUGCGUGGUGUGUUUCAAAGUGAACAGGAGCGUGGAAAAAAACUUAAACAAAUAAAAACGGUGAUGCAGCUUAGAAACAAACUAGAGUUACAUCGAAAUUGUCCGUUUACACUAACUAGUACAACAAAAACAAAAUACUAGCUACAUAUUUGUGAUAUUGAACGCUACUCACGAGCUCCCAGACGCUCUAUUAAUCAAAUCUUGUGGACAUCGAACAUUCGCCAGACACUGUGAAUCGAGAAAACGACCUUACACCCCUGCUAUGGCUAACUUUUAGGUGGACUGUACCGCGUGAAGAUCAAGGAUUGAAAAUGUUCUCAUUUGCAUUGAAAAGGCACUUCAAUCCCUGUGUGGGUCCAUCAUGGCGAUCUCUGCAGUGGGUACUCAGUGGGUCCAGCUGCAUGGUGAAGAGGGAAUGUUUUUACACCAGUUCCAACCCCUUGUUGUCUCCACAAGUUCCCACGGCAACGUCACUACUGUUCCCGAGACUAGCCUCCUCCAGGCUUCUGAGCCUCAGGUCCCUAAGCUUCUCUGCCUCUUUGCUCUGCCAGGGUCACCCCGUGCCCACGGCCCCUGGGAGAAGACAGGAGAACCAACAGCGCCUCAGCAUGAAAGCCCUGGCCUAUGCGCCUAAGCCUGCUUUGUACCUCGGCUUCUCCGGCCUCCUUCCAUUCCUGGGUGCCCCCCUCCUGAUGGCUGUGACCCAGUCCUACCUCCCUGAGGUGGCCUACGCCCAGGUGGUCUACGGGGCUUCAAUCGUGUCCUUCCUGGGUGGGGCCCGCUGGGGCUUUGCCCUGCCUGAGGGGAGCCCUGCCCAGCCCGACUGGAUGAACCUUGGCAACAGUGUGGUGCCCUCCCUGCUGGCCUGGCUGGCUCUGCUCUGCAGAGACAACAUCACAGAGGGAGCCCUUGUGGUCAUCAUGGGGCUAGGCCUGGCCCUGCACUAUGACCUCACACUGCUGCCUGGUUACCCCGGCUGGUUCAAAGCCAUGAGAACCAUACUCACUCUGGUGGCUACCUUUUCCCUGGUGGCCACACUGACAUUGCAGAAGAUGUGCCCGGAGAAGAAGAUCAAGGCACAAGAUAAUUGACUAGGAUCUGGACCUCCUCCUUGUCCGCCUCGCUCAUCCAUCCAGAGAACAGAACAGAAAAGUAGGGGCUUGCUGGCAGCCAGGACCAGCUUAUGGACACUGAACACCCGGCCUCCCAGCAGUAGCCUGACGUCACAGAAGUCUGCCCGGAGACGAAUCUUAUUCAUCUGGGCCAGGAUGCGGUCCGACACAAACAGUGCCUGCUCAGGGGACUGGGUCGUCACACCAGCUGCAGAUAUGUCACCGCCACCGUAGACCCUGCUCCCAGGGGUCUCUGUCACCAGGACAGAGACAGGGGUGGUGUCACAGAGACUGUACACACAUGCUACUGGACUCAAGGGAGAAGAGUACAAGAAACAUGAAAGAUGACACAAUCUCAAACAUAUACAUAUAUGUAACAUGCUGGUAUAUGAUAACAAACACCAUCAUAAUGAUUCAAGUGCCAAAUAUGUUCUCCUGCUGUUCUGCCUGUUGCUUUUGUCUUCAACUGUGUUUUUGUAUUCUUAUCUCCUUUAAAGUUAAAGUCAUGCAUAUAACUGCAUGUAUCAAUCACCAAAAAGUCCCUUGUCUUUAUAUCAUCACCACCAUCUGAUCUGGUUAUAACUGUAAAUCGGCUCAUGACAACAUCUUUCCUAUAAAGCAAACAUAAUUUAGCAGGCGCGCUACAUUUCUGCGGGUAUGUGAGAGAUGGGGUCAGAUCAUUUUAUUAUUUGAGUGGAAAAUCAUGACAAUCGAAAAUGCUGAAAUGGAACCUUUUCUUCACAAAGAAAAUAUAAUACACCAACCUGCACAGUUUCUUGCAAAUCGUCCUCAUUUUCUCUAGUUAGCUAGCUAGUUACUGCAGGCAACUUCCACAUACUUUUCUGGAUCGACGGUCUUGAGUUUAAUGACUAGGCCUGAUUAAGCAAAUACCAAACGUCUAAUCACAUCAACACCACGAGACGGCAGCAUUGCCUUUAGUGUGCAAGUGAAACAUCACAAUCGGCAGCAAUAAGGGCCUGGCCCAAAGAUGCUGGAACCAAAAGCCUGCUUUGCUGCCUGCUUGCCUACCAACAUGCAGGUCACAACCAUAGUUAACACAUGAUAAUUCUGCAUGUCGUAGUACUUGGUCAUAAGAGAAGCAAUAAAUGCCCAGUUUGCAAUAUCCCUCCC
Molecule: messenger RNA, 2282 nt
Organism: Oncorhynchus keta (chum salmon)
Lineage: Eukaryota; Metazoa; Chordata; Actinopteri; Salmoniformes; Salmonidae
Product: transmembrane protein 69-like
Exons: 4
Coding region: 351-1130 (259 amino acids)
Source: RefSeq, a predicted model, not a curated record